CGGAGUCAAUGUCUGUCUCUGUGUUGUUGUUGUGGUGAGGGAAACCGACUGCUGUUGAUGUGGACGUGGUGUUCAGUGGUGUUCAGUGGUGUUCAGGCGUGAGAAACUGCUAGUCUGCAGCAGAAAUGGUCCGGCGCUGUGUUUUUGGCUGCUCUUCUCCCCGCACGUUGUUUACUUUCCCGACUGAUCCUUGGCUGCGAAAGAGAUGGCUGGAGUUUGCUCAUCUUGAAGAGAGCGGGAUUCGUUCAAGUUCUCGGAUAUGUGACCGACACUUUUCGGAUGACUCCUUUAAUAACUUGGGGCUGUUUAACGCCGGGAUAACUAGUUACCUCAGGUUGAUUGAGAACGCAGUUCCGUCUUUGUACACGGUCGGCGCUCCUCCGUCAGUAACACCAUCAAUCAGAAGUAUCGGGUGCCAGUACGAAAAGGUGCGCGACACUGUCAACAUAAGUGUGCAAGUCAAUCCUCCGAAAAUCUACAGACGAAGUAAAGCUAUUCAGGUUUGGACAGUCAAGCAGAAUGCAGACUCUGACAUGGACUCAGAAAGCUAUGAAUGCAGUUCAGAGACAGCAAGAGAUCACGAGAGGACGUCCGUUACAGCCCAAGAACCUUCUCUUAGCGGGAGCUGCAUUUCAGACGACGACAUUCCGGCGCCGGUGGAGAUCGAGAUCGAAUUAACGAGCAGUAUGGUGGAUAAACCGCUGGCCGGUUCACAGGGACACGGAAAAGACCCGAGGCCGACCGCUUUCGACGAUGACGGAUACAGCAGCUUAUCCGAGAGCAGUUAUGCGAUCCUGAGCAAGGAGGUUUUGGUGCUCCUGAUGUUCCGCUGUUUGGAGUGCUCCAGCGAGUGCCGUAUUCGAGGAAUAGGCAAAGGAGGGAGUCUGUCACUUGGACAAGAGUGUCUGUCCUGCUCAAACUACAGACUGUGGACCUCUAGACAAGCUGAGAAGCCAAAAGAGAAGGUAGCUGAUACACCUUUAAUAUCGUCGUAUGAAGACAAACCCACUCAGGUGGCUGAUGACUCUUCGGUAUCUGCGACUCCGCACAAAGGACGCAGUAGAGUCGAGCUUAGAAACGUCGCCGCGCAAGACGAGAGAGACAGCGAGACCAUUUCAAGCGUUAUAGUGAAAGAGGAACCGGAAGACUGUGACGAGGUGACGGACGAGGAGCAGCCGAGCCUCCUCAUGGAGACACACGAGGAAUGCGCUUCCACAGAUACGAGUGAGGCUGUAAUCGUGAAUCGCGAUGACGUCGUGACCGUUAAAGACGAGACAGAAGAUCUGACUCGCCUCAAAGCUUUCGGGUUACAGAACGAAAAGGAAGCGCUGCUGAUCGACGAGACCGGCCGAGCGAGGAGCUCCGAGCUACCGAGAGAAGACGACGAUGACGAAGACGAAUCAGAAGAGAAUUCGGAAGACGACGAGGAUACGAUUUCCGCCGAUCCUUCGGACGACUUGGGCGAGGAAUCCACUGACACGGAUUACGGCAGAAGGAUCGUGGUGCUGAGACCAUUUCAGAACACCAUCAAACCGAUUAUUUGGUGUAUAGAUUGUACAUGCGUAGCCAAGGUGAUCUGUUCGGUUCGGAGACACAAAAGGAUCUUCGGUUGCGUAGGGUGCGGCGUCGGGGACACAGCGGCCGAAAACAGCACAUUUAAAGACUUCUCUGUUCAUUUCAGCGACAUAACAAGUUUUCAUAAGCACGCCAUGAAGGAGCACGGUGCAAAAGAAAUCCCAUCCGAAAACAGAGUGUGUGAAGAUUGCCACAAAACCAUCAGGAUGCCAACAAACCCUAACAAAGAGCCACGAGAGCACGUGUGCGAGUACAAGAUCAAGCCGUUUGCGUGUCACUUGUGUCGCAAGCGCUUUUUUACAGAAACCGGACAAAAAGUGCACUACAGGCGACUUCACGGAGACUACACACAUUUUUGUAAAUACUGCAUGACUCCAUUCCAAACGAAAGAGUCCAAGCUGAAGCACGAGACGACUCACAGCGAAGAGUCGCUGCCUUACAUCUGCCCGGACUGUCCGGAGAAGUUCCAGGACUUUGUCGCUCGCAAUCAACACCUACGAAGCCACCGAGGCGAAAAGAAACACGUCUGCGACAAGUGCAAACGAAGAUUUGGCGAUCUUGCCAGCUAUGAGAGACACAUGCGAGUACACUCCGGAGAAAAACCGUACACGUGCGACAUCUGCAAGCGUUCCUUUACGCAGGACGGACACCUCAAAUCACACAUGCGUCUGCACACCGGCGAGAGGCCGUUCAUGUGCGAACAGUGCGGGAAGUGUUUCAAUCACAACGUCAGCCUCAAGAACCACCUGCUGAAGCACCACUGUGGUGACGGCACUCCAGCGGAAGGCGACCAGAACGCGGCUAAACCCUCCGUUACAGCAAGGCGAGCGAGAAAACGAGUGAGGAAAAGCUCCGCUUCGCACGCCGGGGACACGAAGGAGGACCGAGAGUCGGAAUCUCCGUCCGACAGCGAAACGUCCGAUUCCGAAGAAGAGUGGACGAAAAGAGGAAGGAAGAAGACUGCUAGGAGGUAGAAGCAGAUGAAGACGAUCGUGGUGAACGAGCAUCACAGACUACAGUAUUUAUAAAUUUCACAACAAUUCCUAAAUUCACCCUUUCCACAAUAAAGCUGCUGCUAUUCAUGAGGUUGAAAGCUAAAUGUGGUCUCAAUAAGAUGCUUUUUUUUGGGGGGCGGGAUACAAGGAAAGUGUUUGCACGUGGUAAUGGAUAAUGUUCAUAUCCAUGUCCUUAAAUUUGUUUUGCACCAAAUUUAUGUACAAUAUGCAAGGGGCAAAGUCUCAACAUGUUAUCAACACUUAUUGUAGCGUAAUAGCAUAAUACACCUGAACUUUUUUUUUGGUUUCUCAAUCAAACUCCUGCUUAAGGAUGUCUGUUGACUGGAACACUACUUUUUCCUCUAGAAAUACACCACAACAAAACCCACACCAUUUUCUCUCCUCCAUGAUGAUGAACGACGUGACUGCUGCUUAACACACGCUUCCUUAUACACGUUAUUCUAUAAUAAAAAAAAAAAGACUACAGAAGGCGACGCUUCUCUGCAACGAAGACCCGGAUGAGCCGCCGUAUUACACAGUAGCACAAUAAAACCCUUGUAUAUAAUAAUCAGUUUGUUUUUUGAGUUUUAAGUGUCCUUAAAGCUUCUUUAUUUAUAAACUCAGAACACAUUGGGCUGCUGUUUGUAUAUUUAUUAAUAUCGCAAAAUAACCGGGAUUUGGUUAAGAUCUGAUUUAGUUGCAGUCUGGACCGGUGUGGGGAUAAUCGGACUCAAUCUGGCAACCCUUGCUGUAUGUGCUGUUGAUAAAGCAGUAGUAAUGCA
Molecule: messenger RNA, 3352 nt
Organism: Tachysurus vachellii
Lineage: Eukaryota; Metazoa; Chordata; Actinopteri; Siluriformes; Bagridae
Product: zinc finger protein 235-like
Exons: 10
Coding region: 126-2549 (807 amino acids)
Biological process (GO): regulation of transcription by RNA polymerase II
Cellular component (GO): nucleus
Molecular function (GO): DNA-binding transcription factor activity, RNA polymerase II-specific; RNA polymerase II transcription regulatory region sequence-specific DNA binding
Source: RefSeq, a predicted model, not a curated record